UUCUUGUUGCAAUUCUCUCUGAUGAGCGCGGAGCGGGCGACAUGAGGAAAGUCGGCGAGUCCUAUCAACCUGAGGAGUUAUCGAUCGCUGGAUCGUUCCCCCGUGACUUCCACUAUGGAGACACGGAGAAUGAUGUCAAUCUUCAGACGGAGCGGAGUUUGCCUUCACCUAAGAUUCUGCUCAUGGGUCACACUCGAUGCGGGAAGAGUUCAAUCGUGGAGGUGGUUUUCCACAAGAUGAAUUCAACAGAGACGUUGUAUCUGGAGAGUAACAACGAGAUCAAGAAAGAAUGCAUCCGGAAUUCGCCUUUCAUACAACUUGAAAUCUGGGACGUCUACGGAGGGAUCGAUCUGAAAGACGACAAAAACUCAGCUCUCUUCGAAGAUUGCGAUGGCAUCGUAUUCGUGAUUGAUGCGCAAAACGAGCUCGCUGAAGUGAAGGAAGCUGUGAAUACCAUGCUAUUCGCUGUGGAAAAAGCACAUAGAUUGAACCCGAGCGUAAACAUCGAUGUAUUCAUCCACAAAGUCGAUGGCCUCUCAGAUGAUCAAAAGAUCGAAACUCAGAGAGAGAUACAGUCUCAAAUCGAAACAGCUACGGACAAUUCAACGCAGGUCACAUUGAAUCUGACAUCAAUCUACGACCAUUCGAUAUUCGAGGCCUUUUCCAAGACCACACAGAGACUAAUUCCGCAACUCCCUACGCUGGAAAACCUUCUAACAGUUUUCAUAUCGAACUCCCUCAUCGAGCGGGGCUUCCUCUUUGACUUACCCUCGAAGAUUUAUAUCGCCACUGAUGCUUUCCCGGUCGACAUGCAAAUUUACGAAUUAUGUUGUGACAUGCUGGACCUGACGAUGGACAUUUCCGCCAUCUACGGCACGACGAGUGUUCCUUUUGAUGAGCGGUCAGCCUCUGUGAUCCGCCUGAGCAAUGAAACAGUUUUGUACCUGAAGGAAGUUGGUCAAGGCUUGGCACUGGUGUGCAUUAUACGUCUGGAGAGCUUCAAAAAUCAAGGUCUAAUCGACUACAACUUCGACAUCUUCAAGCAGAGUGUCUAUCAGCUGUACAAACCGCGUAGCAGCAAAGAAAACACGCCUGAGAACUCCACAGUUGAUGCAUCGAGUGGAGAAUUCCUUCCGUCCCCCGUUCAAGCGACCACCGCAACUUGAGUCCGGCGAGUAGUUCGGUGUCCCUCUAAAUGAAUAUAAAAAUAAACAAUAUUGAUCGCU
Molecule: messenger RNA, 1226 nt
Organism: Galendromus occidentalis (western predatory mite)
Lineage: Eukaryota; Metazoa; Arthropoda; Arachnida; Mesostigmata; Phytoseiidae
Gene: RagC-D
Product: Ras-related GTP binding C/D
Exons: 6
Coding region: 42-1166 (374 amino acids)
Biological process (GO): negative regulation of autophagy; positive regulation of TORC1 signaling; cellular response to starvation
Cellular component (GO): nucleus; Gtr1-Gtr2 GTPase complex; lysosome
Molecular function (GO): GTP binding; GTPase activity
Source: RefSeq, a predicted model, not a curated record